Bubalus bubalis (water buffalo) is the source of this 986-nucleotide messenger RNA. RefSeq names its product nudix hydrolase 14 (gene NUDT14). Bases 293 to 946 code for a protein of 217 amino acids. NCBI's taxonomy places the organism in Eukaryota, Metazoa, Chordata, Mammalia, Artiodactyla, Bovidae. Gene Ontology annotation, molecular function: metal ion binding; UDP-sugar diphosphatase activity. The record is from RefSeq and is a predicted model, not a curated record. Gene Ontology annotation, biological process: nucleoside phosphate metabolic process; ribose phosphate metabolic process. The transcript has 5 exons.
CCGGCCCUUUUUGCGGUGGGACAUAUUGGGCGCCCCCAGGGUCGGGGCAAGCUUCCUGGAGGUGGUGUUCUCCAUUCUGGGCAGAAGAAGGCGAAUGGAGGGACGGGGGUGCGCACUGGAGAGCCUCUCCGGGUGGGCUUCCUCUCCAGGACGCCUCCUCCGUGUCUCCACCUGCCGUCCUUGCAGGCUUUCCGCCAGGGCAUCAUCUCCUCCUACCGUUCCCUGGGAGGCAGUGCGGUACCACGGCUGCCUCCCUUGGCGCCGUACAUGGGAGUAGGUUCACAGGAAACACAUGUUUGUCCAGUUUGGGCCCUCACCCUUUGCUUGCAGCUCCCCUGGAGUCCACCGUGCCAUCCAGAAUGGUGCCCAGAAGUCGUGGGACUUCAUGAAGACUCACAAUAGCGUGACCAUCCUCAUGUUCAACUCUUCCCGGAGGAGCCUGGUGUUGGUGAAGCAGUUCCGGCCAGCCGUGUACGCUGGCGAGGUGGAGCGUCUCUUCCCAGGGUCCCUGGCCGCUGCGGAGCAGGACAGGCCCCAGGCGCUGCAGGCGGCGCUGCCUGGCUCAGCGGGGGUCACCUACGAGCUGUGCGCCGGCCUCCUGGACCAGCCGGGGCUCUCGCUGGAGGAGGUGGCCUGCAAGGAGGCCUGGGAGGAGUGUGGCUACCGCCUGGCACCCUCUGACCUGCGCCGGGUGACCUCGUACAAGUCUGGCGUGGGACUGACCGGCUCCAGCCAGACCAUGUUCUACGCGGAGGUGACAGAUGCCCAGCGGGGCAGCCCGGGUGGGGGCCUGGCUGAGGAGGGAGAGCUCAUCGAGGUGGUGCACCUGCCCCUGGACGGCGCCCGGGCCUUUGCGGACGACCCGGAUGUUCCCAAGACUCUCGGCGUGAUCUUUGGUAUCUCAUGGUUCUUCAGCUGCGUGGCCCCUGGCCUGGGUCUCCAGUGAGAGCCCCGCAGACCCAAUAAAGGCUGGCAUCGCUCUUGGA